ACGAUAUGGGACCUUUAAAACAAAUAUUUGUACUUGUAACACAAAACUUCAAACUGAUUCCUUUUUUUUUUUUAUCUCUCUACUGGUUUACCCAGAAAAACUACCUGUUUUUUUUUUUUUGGAAGUGCCAGCUAUGGGGCAGCAGAAAUGAGGACAUUCCUGUUAGACAACCUGGGUGGAAUUUGAAUAGUACAGAGGAACCGCCUGACGCUGAUUGGUCGAGAGCGACAUAUUUCCAGCUCGCCAGUCUGUCACUCAACAGAUCCCAGGCUGCUGAUUGGCUGAUCCCUGCAGAGGGGGCGGGGCUUAUGUCUGGGACUAUAUAUUUACUCUGGUUUCAGGCCAUCUGCGAAUGAUUGCUGGCUCACAGAGAGAGAGAGAGAGAGAGAGAGGCGGGUCAUUGUGUCCGAUGUUCCUCCACAGAGCUCACUUGAAGCUUGAAACGAUUCCCAUUGAGAAAGAGUAAUAGUCAGGUUUUCCUCUCCUGGGCAGUCCUGGAGAGGAAUCUGGAGCUGGUGGUGGACACAUCAUCAUAAUAAUAAUAAUGAUCAACACCAUGGACUGUGCAGCAGCAGCAGCAGUGGACGCGCAAAGCCUCAUCUCCAUUUCCCUGCUGAAGAUCCACAACUCCAGGACGCAGAGAGGAGGCAUCAAGCUGCACAAAAACCUGCUCGUCUCCUAUGUGCUGAGGAACGCCAGGCAGGUCUACAUCAAGGAGAAAUACGCGGAGAUCUACAGGAUGCAGCAGUACGAGGAGGUGAUGACUGUGUGCAACGAGAUCCAGGAGCUCAACCCGCUGGAUGUGGACGCAGAGGACGCAGAGGAUGAGGAGCAAGCUUGCAGAGAAGAGGAGGAGAGUUUGUGCGCCUCUGCGUGCCAUGGAGGAGGCGCAGCGCUGCAGCCAGUUGCGCACGCCCGGAUUUCGAACGCUCUUUUCGGCUGCGCUUCUCUGGAGGACCGCUGCAAAGAACCGGAUCCCUCCUACUAUAGGAGCUGCUGCAUGGAGGCUUCUUCAACUCCAGAGUCACAUUCUGACCAAUUUCCUGCAAACAACAGCAGCAGCAGCGUGCAUUGCAACAAAACCACAGUGCUGGAUUUGGACACGCAUGUGGUGACCACUGUGGAGAACCGGUACCUCCACCAGGACUGCUGCUGCUGCGGCUGUGACGCGCUCCAGUGCGCCGGCCAGAGCGCGCAGUCCUCGGCCAAGAAACGCAAGGUGGAGUCUGGCUGUUGUGUGGAGGAAGUGUCGGAUUUUGCAGCAGCUCGCAAACGAGCAAAACGUGAAGACUGUUCCUACUACUCCAGCUUAGACUACACAGACACUUCCAACAUCUCCAACCUGAUUUCCAUCUUUGGCUCUGGGUUUUCUGGGCUGCUGAGCAGACAGGCAGACUUGGAGCAGAUCUGUAGCAAACAGGUCCUGGCCAGUCUGGGUGCAUGGACCAGAGCCAUUGUGGCAUUUUGAAAUAUAAACCUUUUAUUUUAUAUAGGAGAGACCAGGGUUUCAGUUGUGUAAUGGAAAUUCUGUCAAUAUUCCAAGAUGAGUCCUAAUGAACGUUGAAAUAAGAUCUCAAACAAGAUGAAAUGUCUUUGUUGUAUUUUAUUCUUGCAAGAAGAGGCACUGGUUAUACAGAG
Molecule: messenger RNA, 1638 nt
Organism: Sebastes umbrosus (honeycomb rockfish)
Lineage: Eukaryota; Metazoa; Chordata; Actinopteri; Perciformes; Sebastidae
Gene: ier5l
Product: immediate early response 5-like
Exons: 1
Coding region: 545-1468 (307 amino acids)
Source: RefSeq, a predicted model, not a curated record